AGAGAUUGGCGCUCAAGGCUUUUGUGGACCACCAGGCCCACCUGGCAAAAUGGGCCCCAGAGGAGUUAAAGGUGUCUUAGGAGUUAAAGGACCUCCCGGUCAUCAAGGUGAACUGGGUGCCAGAGGCGCAGCUGGACCACAGGGAGAGCCUGGUCCUGAUGGAGAAGUUUGGUUUCCCGGUGUUCGUGGCCCUCAGGGAACCCCAGGACCAGAUGGACCUCCAGGUCCUAAAGGAGACCUUGGUGAUCCAGGAGAUGAAGGGGACAUUGGAGAACCUGGACCCCCUGGUCUUAAUGGAGCCAAUGGGAAUCCAGGAAAGCCUGGACCCUCAGGUGAUCCUGGGGCAAAAGCCAAGCGAGGUGAGAAGGGUAAUCCAGGGUUCAAUGGAGACCUGGGACCUCCAGGGCCUCCGGGUAAGCAAGGAUUUAAGGGGCGUCGAGGCCCUUCAGGACUUGAGGGAUUUGGAGGCCCGACUGGGUCACCAGGACUUCCUGGAUCCAGUGGCUUUGAUGGCAUCAUGGGGGAGCAAGGGAAACAGGGAAACGAUGGACUGAAGGGAGAUCGAGGGCCAAAUGGUAGUCAAGGAGUUCCUGGGCCUCGAGGUGACAAGGGACGAGAGGGUCAAGCAGGAUUUUCUGGGUUGCCAGGUCCCAUUGGAGCGAUGGGGAUAUCUGGAGAGAGAGGACGUGAAGGAGAACCUGGUAUUAAGGGAAUGAAUGGAUUCCUUGGAGUGACUGGACCUAAAGGCCCAAAGGGAUUUCAAGGUCCCUCAGGUAACAGGGGUCAGGAUGGACCUCAUGGAGCCCUGGGACGCAUUGGUGCAAAUGGAAAUAAUGGCGACUCUGGAUUUCCAGGACCAAAAGGAUUGCCGGGGAAGACAGGAGCUCCUGGCCUCCAAGGACCCGUAGGGAUGAGUGGAGAAGCUGGCAGCAGAGGAUCAAAGGGGACACCAGGAAAGCAAGGACAGAGAGGGGUUAAAGGUAAAGAAGGCCCAGGAGGGCUUCAAGGAAGUGAAGGCUUAAAGGGUAAGAGAGGUGAGGAGGGACCAAGGGGGAAACAAGGUCGCACAGGUGAGAUGGGCAUGCCUGGACCACAAGGAUACAGAGGAUCUUCUGGUAUCCAGGGUAACAUUGGACCAUGGGGUGAGGUUGGGCCCCAUGGCCUUCCAGGUGACCAGGGGCCACAAGGUCCUGUUGGACCGCUUGGAGUUACAGGUUACCCAGGUAAAGAUGGGCCUCAGGGAACAUCUGGAUCCGCUGGUGUCAAAGGAGAAAAGGGAUCUAGAGGAGCUUUUGGGCAGGAAGGAGUUGCUGGUCUCGAUGGUGAGGAGGGUCCAGUUGGACUGAAGGGACCUGAGGGGCUUGCUGGACGAAAAGGCAUCUCUGGUGACAAGGGAAACACUGGGCCUCCUGGACAGAAAGGGCCAAAGGGAGCUGAAGGCAACAGAGGCAACCAAGGGCCACAGGGAGCAAAGGGGCCACCAGGGAAACAGGGAUACAGGGGUUCACCAGGGGAUCAAGGAAAACAUGGAGUGCCAGGGCUCAAGGGUGAGCCAGGUACCAGAGGCUCAUCAGGCAUGCCUGGACAGUUUGGACCAGGGGGCAACACUGGGGGAGCCGGGGUCAAAGGCCAAAAGGGGUUCCGGGGACACACUGGCCCCCCAGGCAGUAUAGGACCUGCUGGACAAAUUGGACCAUCAACACCAGGUUUGCCAGGCAAGAGAGGUGUUGAGGGAAAAACUGGAAUCCCUGGACCAAAGGGCAGUCACGGUGAGAAGGGCAAGCGCGGUCUUCAAGGCAUCACAGGAGACAUGGGCAUUAGAGGUCAAACAGGGGCGAAAGGAGAGCCGGGGACAAGAGGCACAAUGAGAACUGUGGGGAAGAUGGGGUUCAUUGGCACUUCAGGUGCUAAAGGUCGACCUGGACCUGCUGGUCCUCCCGGUCUUCUGGGAACUAAAGGAAGCCAGGGGCCAAAAGGAAAAGGAGGCCAGCCUGGAAGGAAAGGAAAUAAAGGAACUCCUGGAAAAACUGGAGCUGAAGGCCCGCCGGGUAGACCAGGACCUGUUGGACAACCUGGGAAACCUGGCGUAAGCGGUUUGGAUGGGUUACUAGGGGUUGAGGGUAAUGAAGGAGAUCCGGGGGAUAUUGGUUUCAGAGGCGCUCCUGGAACACCUGGCAGGCCUGGCAAAAUGGGAAAUCCUGGAUCUCCUGGGAUCAGUGGGAACAUUGGAGCACCAGGGUUCAAGGGAAAAGCUGGACCAAACGGAAAAGGACUACCUGGACCAAUGGGGCCAAAGGGUAUUCCAGGACUGAGAGGAGAGAAGGGCAGGUCUGCAAUUACUGGUCCAAAGGGUCUCCUAGGUGACAUGGGAACACCUGGACCAAUCGGGCCACCUGGGCUAAAGGGGAACCCUGGUUUGCAGGGCCUGAAAGGUCAAAGAGGUCAUAAGGGAAAGAAGGGGGGUACAGGUCCUCCUGGUCCAAUUGGGGGAAAAGGCUUUCUUGGACUCACCGGCCAGCUUGGAAAGAAGGGAAUGAAAGGUGUCGAAGGCAGCAGAGGACCAAAGGGAGUGAAGGGCAAGCGUGGACCUCCAGGAAAACCAGGUUCCUCAGGCAAGCACAGGCAUUCACAAAAGCAGGAAUCAAGGCCUGAGCCAAAACCAGGUCAAGGAAAUGAACUAAGGCCAAAAACAAGACCCAGUACAAGAUCAAAACUGAAAAAUGUGCCAAUAUCAAGACAAACACCCAGCCUCCUGAAGCUAAGGGAAGGGCAAAAAAAAUGGCCCAGGUCAGUGUCCAGGAGAUGGUCUGACGUAGAUGAGGCUGAAGAAUCCUUCAGCUGGCCGCAGGGAACUAAAGACGAUCCUGCCACCACCUGCUACGAGCUGGGACUCAUACACCCACAUCUGAAUGACGGUUACUUUUACAUGGACCCCAAUCAAGGCUGUCCCUAUGAUGCUGUGAAGGUAUUCUGUAACUUCACAGCAGGAGGAACAACCUGCAUUGACCCUUUACAGUCUCAGAUUAAACUACGUUGGGAACCAAUGAAGAAGAAAUCAAAACUGCCUGUCCAGUGGUUUAGUCAGCAGCACGGUGAAAACAAGUUUGAGUAUGCUGGUGUGGACAUUGUCCAGCUGAGGUUUCUACGGUUACACAGCCACACAUCUUUCCAGAACAUGACUGUCACGUGUACAGCAAACCAUUCCAGCACUGCUGGAACAACCCAUUCAGCCAAUAGGAUUAUUCACUUCCUGGGAGACUCUGGCAAAGAAAUUCUUUCACACCUAACCACAGUUUACAGAAAAGGCUGUGAGACCGGGGUGGUUGUGAUGGUUCGGGGGAGCACGGAGCCGCAUCGAGGUGAUAUGGAGUUACUUCCUGUCAGGGAUCUGGGUGUAGAGAUGAGGUCGCUAUCUCCCCUUGUCCCGGAAAUCACUGUUGUUUUGGGACCCCUCUGCUUUUUGUGACCUGUGUGUGAUUGUGUGUGUGUGUGUGUGUGUUUGUGUGUGUUUUGCAAGUGUGAUUAAAUGAACUGUAAAUAUCUCUUUUAUUUAAUAAGCAGGGAUAUAUGGUGUCUAGAUAUUUUACAUAAAAUAAUUUUGUUCAGAUUAAUUUGCUCAGUGAAGUACUGUUUUGUGUAUAUUUAUUGAAUUGUCACAUGCUGAAUGAGUUGUUAGAUUUUAUCAUAUGAAGCAUUGAAUGGAUUGUUAUCUAAUGUUUAUGCAGCACCUAAUUGUAUUUGUUUUAAGGAAAUUGACUAGGAAGUAAGUGUUUAUAUCACAUCUCAGUGUAGUUGGUGUCUCAUCAUCCUCAAAGGUGGAGGAUGUACAGCACUAUCAAAAUAAAAGUAUGACAUUGAACAUGUGGAAUAAAAUCUAGCCGUGCACAUCUGUUGUAGUUUUACUGAACCUGCCUGCACCAUGCACUAGAUGCUCAACUUAAAAAUGGGUAUUAUUUAGAAUGUAGGUUAUAGCGUAGAUUUUUGCUCUUACCUCUGUGAUAAUUAAGCUGUAACUGUUUUUUAUUUAUGUGUAGGUUGCGCUCUUACACCAAUCAAGUUUACCACUUGCUGCUGCCUUUCAAUGUGCCAUGUCAUGAUAGAAAACACAAUUACCCAGAAUGUAUACAUUUAUAAGAAUUAUGUUUGCUUCAUUCAUGUGCGUAGAAGAUGAGUUUUGUUACAUACACAAUUGGAAAUGAAACACAUCUGUCCAUCUAAGACAGCUAGUGUUGUCCCAUUUAUUUGAGCCCUACUGUGACUUUCUACUCUUUUUUGUAGAAUUGUUGU
This is a messenger RNA of Etheostoma cragini (Arkansas darter), 4287 nucleotides long. RefSeq names its product collagen alpha-1(V) chain. Gene Ontology annotation, molecular function: extracellular matrix structural constituent. The transcript is spliced from 51 exons. The record is from RefSeq and is a predicted model, not a curated record. Lineage: Eukaryota; Metazoa; Chordata; Actinopteri; Perciformes; Percidae. The coding region runs from base 50 to 3466 and encodes 1138 amino acids.